GCGCAGGCGCAGAGGCUGCGCUGUGUUUUUCCUUCUCCUCCCGGAGACAGUCUGCGGCUCGGACGGAAAGUUGAGAAUAUGGCGGCGGAGCAGCGACGGACUGGGUCCCCCCCGUUCCGGCCUGGUGUCAGGCCGCGGCUCCUAGCAGCGAGGGCUGCGGCGGUUUCUGGAAGUUUCUUGAAGUGGGGCCUCUUGCUGGCGCUGUUUAUGUCUGUGUGCGGCUGGCCCGGAGCCCAGGGCAAGGAGUGUGAGAAGCGGUGUGUGCACGGGAACUGCAGUGCAGCGGGCGGACAGUGUGUGUGUCAAGCCGGCUGGGUCGGGGAGCUGUGUCAGCACUGCGGCGGCAGGUUCAAAUUAACUGGACCAUUUGGAUAUCUUACUGAUGGACCUGGGAACUAUAAAUACAAAACAAAAUGCACUUGGCUCAUUGAAGGACAGCCAAACACAAUAUUGAGGCUUCGAUUCAUUCACUUUGCCACAGAGUGCAGCUGGGAUCAUUUAUAUGUGUAUGAUGGAGACUCGGUUUAUGCACCAUUAUUAGCCGUGUUCAGUGGUUUAAUCGUACCCGAGAAGAAUGGGAAUGAGACUGUACCUGACGUUGUUUCAAGAUCUGGCUAUGCUUUGCUACAUUUUUUCAGUGAUGCUGCCUAUAAUCUGACUGGAUUUAACAUAACAUACAACAUCAACUCCUGCCCAAACAACUGUUCAGGCCAUGGAGAAUGCCAGGAAGAUACUGACAACAGCACUGUGUAUUGUGUGUGCAGUGAAUACUGGAAAGGAGAAUCAUGCAACGUCCCUUACUGCAGGGACAAUUGUGGGUAUCCAGAUCGUGGGAUAUGUGACCUGAAUGAUACCAAAGCAUGUCUGUGCAGUGAUAACUGGCAAGGUCCUGACUGCUCAUUGCCCAGUAAUCAGCCCUUUUGGGACAGGAAAGAAUAUGGGGUACCUAUGCUUGCUCGGGCUUCCCACAAGGCAGUCGUCAGUGACGACAUCAUGUGGGUUAUUGGAGGCUACGUAUUUAAUUAUUCAGAGUACCAGAUGGUUGCAGCAUAUGAUCUGCGAGAUCUGAAAUGGUUUCCAUUGAAGAAAUCUGCAAACAUGGUAGUUGGGAGAUAUGGGCAUUCCGUGGCUUUAUACAAGGAUAAAAUUUAUAUGUAUGGCGGUAAAAUCGAUUCGACAGGGAAUGUCACAAACCAGCUCUGGGUGUUUAACAUUCAGAAUCAAUCAUGGAUGCCACUGAUUCCAAAGGCUAAGCAACAAUAUGCCGUUGUGGGCCACUCUGCACAUAUUGUGCAAUUGAAAGAUGGUAGUGUUGUGAUGUUGGUCAUCUUUGGGCACUGUCCACUUUAUGGAUACAUCAGCAAAAUACAGGAAUACAAUCUUGGUAAAAAUACAUGGCAUAUACUGCAAACAAAUGGGGCCUUGGUUCAAGGAGGAUAUGGUCACAGCAGUGUUUAUGACCCCAAGACAAGGGCAAUUUACAUACAUGGUGGAUACAAAGCUGUCAGCACUAAUAAGUAUGGCCUUACAGAUGACCUUUACAAGUAUGAUGUGAAUACAAGUACAUGGACAAUCUUGAAAGACCAAGGCUUCUUCCGUUACCUGCACACUGCUAUUAUUGAAAGUGGAACCAUGUUGGUAUUUGGUGGAAACACUCACAAUGACACAUCGAUGAGCCAUGGAGCUAAAUGCUUCUCUUCGGACUUCUUGGCUUAUGACUUGGCUUGUGAUGAAUGGGCUGUACUGCCAACACCUGAUCUUUCUCAAGAUGUCAACCGGUUUGGUCAUUCAGCAGUAUUCAGCAAUGGCACAAUGUACAUUUUUGCUGGGUUCAACAGUCUUCUGCUAAGCGAUGUUCUGAUGUAUACCCCAGCCAGCUGUGAGGCUUUCACUGAAGAAGCGGCAUGUGUUGGUGCAGCCCCUGGAAUCCGCUGUGUGUGGAACACCAACAUGGCGCAUUGUGUGUCCUGGGAAAUGGCAACGGCAAAAGAAAAGCAACAGAUUCUGGACAUGUGCCCCAGCAAGACAUAUGCAGAUAAUGAAAAGUGUGAUCAGUAUACUGAUUGCUUCAGCUGUACAGUAAACACAAAUGGCUGCCAGUGGUGUCAUGAUAAGUGCUCAUCUAAGAACAGUAACUGCACAGAAGCCACUGCAUCAAUCUGGGAUUAUGAGGCCUGUCCAAAAGAUAAACCUGAGUAUGUUUGUAAUAAACUGACUAGUUGUAAAAGCUGUGCCAUGGACCAGAACUGUCAAUGGGAACCCAGGAACCAGGAAUGCAUCCCGUUACCUGAAACCAUCUGUGGAGAGAGUUGGCACUUGGUGGGAAACUCAUGUCUGACGAUCACCACCGCAAAGGAUAACUAUGAUAAUGCUAAGCUGUUCUGUAGGGGUCAGAAUGCAGCACUUGCCUCACUUACAUCGCAGAAGAAAGUCGAAUUUGUUCUCAAGGAAUUACAGAUAAUGCAUGUUUUGUCCAAAGCUACCAUAACCCCAUGGGUUGGAUUACGGAAAAUCAAUGUUUCAUAUUGGUGCUGGGAAGACAUGUCACCCUUCACAAACACAUCACUGCAGUGGAUGAUUGGAGAGCCAAGUGAUGCUGGAUUCUGUGGUUAUUUGGCAGAACCUAAUUAUGCUAGUUUGAAAGCAGCUACCUGCAUCAACCCAGUGAAUGGAAGUGUGUGUGAAAGACCAGCGAACCACAGUGCAAAGCAGUGCCGCACACCUUGUGCACUGAGGAUAACCUGCGGUGAGUGCACCAGUGGCAACUCUGAGUGUAUGUGGUGUAGUAACAUGAAGCACUGUGUGGACGCAAAUGCAUAUGUGCCUUCCUUUCCAUUUGGCCAGUGUAUGGAGUGGUACACCAAGAAUAGCUGUCAACCUGAAAAUUGUUCUGGUUAUCGAACAUGCAGUCAGUGCUUGGAGCAGCCAGGAUGCGGGUGGUGUACUGACCCCAGCAAUACAGGAAAGGGACAGUGUAUAGAAGGAUCUUAUCGAGGACCAGUGAAAAUCCCCACUGCAAAUACCCCCUAUUUACCCAUUCUGAACAUCAGCAUGUGCCCAGCAGAAACAAAAUACAACUGGUCCUUUAUCCAGUGUCCAGCUUGCCAGUGUAAUGGCCAUUGCAAGUGUGUUAAUGAAAGUAUCUGUGAGAAAUGUGAAGAUCUAACAACUGGCCAGCACUGUGAAACUUGCAUCUCUGGUUAUUAUGGAGACCCUAAAAAUGGAGGGAGUUGCCAGUCCUGCAAGUGCAAUGGACAUGCGAGCAUCUGCAAUACGGAGUCAGGAAAAUGUUUCUGCACAACAAAAGGAAUCAAAGGCGACAAGUGUCAGCUAUGUGAUGUUGAAACACGAUACCAGGGCAACCCACUGAAAGGAACCUGUUACUAUACUCUGCUGAUCGACUACCAAUUCACCUUCAGCCUCUCUCAAGAGGAUGAUCGUUACUACACUGCCAUCAACUUUGUAGCCACCCCUGAGGAACAAAACCGAGACUUGGACAUGUUUAUUAAUGCUUCAAAAAAUUUCAACCUCAAUAUCACGUGGUCCAGUAGCUUUUUAGCAGGCACACCGCCAGGAGAAGAAAUGCCAAUCGUUUCAAAGACCAACAUCAAGGAAUACAAGGACAGCUUCCCCAAUGAGAAGUUUGAUUUCAGCAACAAUCCUAAUAUAACCUUCUUUGUAUAUGUCAACAACUUCACCUGGCCUAUUAAAAUACAGAUUGCCUUUUCUCAGCACAGCAACUUCAUGGACCUUGUGCAGUUCUUCGUCACAUUUUUCAGUUGUUUUCUGUCGUUACUGUUGGUGGCUGCUGUGGUGUGGAAGAUUAAACAAAGCUGCUGGGCAUCGAGGCGGAGAGAGCAACUUCUACGAGAGAUGCAGCAGAUGGCCAGUCGCCCUUUUGCCACCAUCAAUGUUGCCUUGGAGACAGAAGAGGAGCCACCUGAUCUCAUUGGAGGAAGCAUCAAGAGUAUCCCUAAGCCCAUUGCAUUAGAGCCGUGCUUUGGUAAUAAAGCAGCUAUCCUCUCAAUAUUUGUACGAUUACCAAGAGGAGUGGGAGGAAUACCACCACCAGGACAGUCAGGUCUUGCUGUAGCCAGCGCAUUAGUUGACAUUUCCCAACAAAAAUCAAUGGAUCACAAAGAAAAGUCUGGAGCCGUGCGGAAUAGGAAACACCUUCCUCCUGCACAGCCGGCCACCUGCAUUUGACACUUCAAAGCCUCAUUUUGUCGAUCUCUGAAGGAUUUUUAAAAAAAACUUAGCUUGCGGUGCCGGUCCACUUCCGUUCCGAUAUGUGGCCAAAAGGGACUAAAAUCAUUUUGAGAAACACAUAUCUCCAUCUACCCCUCUUCUGUGCAUGUGUGAUAUUUGCUCGCUGAAGAUUAUGUGCUAGUGUCUAUAUUUCCAAGACAGAGUUUCUCAUCCUGCCACAUUACUUUUUGUUUUUUUUGCACUCACUUAGUGAAAUCCUGUUAAGAUCACAUUGCCUGGAGAAAGAGGAAAUGAUGAUCUAAAGCAAUAUCUAUUUUUUAAACAUUUUUAUUCAUCCCUAGGAACUUUAGGCGAGGGAAGGCCAGAGAAGACUUUAUAAACUUCAUGAUGUAUAAAAAAAAAAGGCGAGAUUAAAAUAUUACAUGCUUUUGACCAUUGUAACAGAUUACAGCUCUAUUGUUAGGAAGGGGGAAGUAAGUACUGUCUGUCUCAAGUCACCAGGGAUGCCAGCUCUGUUGACUUGUUUCAGAAUGAUCACAGAUCAUAUCUACACAGGGACACUGAUAACAUACCUCAGCUUGUAUAUAUAGUCAUUUAGAAUUGCUGCAUCUCAAUUUUAAUAACAUCCAGGAGCCUUCCAAGAACACUACAGAACAAAAACUAUUCUUGAAUUAAACUACCUGAUUUUUAUUCUUUUUUCUGUAGUUCUGUCUAGGUGAGCAGAUAGCCAUGUGCUUAUUCAAUCCAUGGGAAAUUUGGUAAGAAACGCUAAAUUGAAAGAAAAGUGAUUUGCAUCAUUUUUAUUAAGGGAAACUUGGUCAUGAAUUUUGUAUCUACGCCCUAAACAAUGAAAGUUAGUAAGAACCUCGUAGCAAUAGAAAUGGUCUGUUUAUAUUUGAUGCUUGAUCUUUGUGAAGCUGCCUUGCUCAAACAUAAAGGAAUAGUUCACCUAUGAAAGUGGUUUGCAUGUCUCGUGCAGCUUGAUCAACAAUAAAUCUUGAUCAAAUUCUACAUAUAAGCUUUUAUGAGGAACAGAAAUAAGACAUUAUUGUCAGCAGUAAUUAUCGACUUUCCAUGAUAACUUGGUGGACUGGCCACUGUGAUUUGAGUGCUCUGUACUAUACAUCAUGUCUUUAACACUUUCUGCUAGCCACUGGUGAAAGCGUGUUGAACAGAAUGUUGUUCUCUACUUUUCUGUUGCGAACACUUCCUUUUAUGGAUGUGAAAAACAAGCUUCCACACCUUUCUGUUUUACAGGAAGCCUUGAUGCACAAACUAUGAUGGUCUUAUGACCUGAAAGCUGGUUAAGCCAUUGAUGUUGUCGGUUUCUCUCUAUUGAACUACUUAAACAGUUUUGCUGAGCCAAUAAUGUUGUAAUUACAGAUUUAAAACUGGAAAUAAUGGAGAUUUGAAUUAAAAAUUAAGAAUGCUGGAAACACAACAGGCCAGUCAACAUCUGUGGGGAAAACAGAUCAAUGUUUCGAGCGUGGUUCUCGUGUAAAACUGAACAUUACUUCAACUUGAUCAGUAUUUUAAAAAGAAUGAUCAAAAAUUAAUGUUUUAGAUGGAAGUAUUCAUCAAAAAUAGCUCUGACAUUGAAUUACACCAAAAAUGUUAAUCUUUAAUUUAUUUUUAAAAUGUUGAAAUGCCUGCAGUGUGAUUCCAACAAUUCUUGAUAUUGUAAAAGAAAUUUUAUUUCAGAAUUUACAGCAUUCUCAGCUAUCUCCGAAUCACUCCUCUUUUGUUAUUCCUGCUGAACUGUAUCACAAAUGACUAACCUAAAAACCAGCAUUAGUGCGCGUUCAAAUUUAAUUCAAUUAUUCCAAAACUCAGAAUUAUCAGAAAUUUAAACUGAUCUUGAUUUAAUUCAUGGCAUUCGAGCGACCCAGAAAUAUAACUAACUGAUACUGAUCACUAACUUACACUGUUACAGGGAGGGACAGAGACUUAAUUUAAAAGUAAGGGCUCUCAGGACUUACCUAUAUUUGUUUUACUAUUUUUAGUAAGGCUCAGACCCUUCUAGAUUAUUAAUUGUAUCAAUAUUAAUUGUAAUGGUUCAUGAUUGUCACAAAUGGUGCAAGAAAGUUGACUGAUUCCAAAUUGUUUACUUAAAGUGUUUUGAGCUUUUUCCAGCAGUGUUAACAGCACACUGUACUGGCACCAUUCAACUCGGUCAUUCAACCCAGGGCACCUGUCAAGGUCAGAAGUCAGUGCCCAAACCAUGCACUCCAAGAAUACAUGUACAUUAUAGAAAACUUGAAUAUUUGGCACUGGGGAAACCAGUUUGUCAUUUGACUUUUGUUCCUAUUUAUUCUCAUUGGGAUGAGAACAAGACAGUUUGGGGUACUACAACUCUUUAACUGACCAAGUCAUAUUGUGCUUGUAGUAAUCCUCGAGUAAUCCAGAGUAAAUUGUUAUUAUCUUUCAGAAAGCCACACUACGACUAUAAUAUGUUGUAGAUACAUAAUGGCUGUCAAAAUUGAUGGCUUUCAAGCAUAAUGAGUAAAAACAUAAUUUGGAAUCUAAAUGCUUCCCUAGAAUUCAAUGUAAUAAAUUGAGAAAAAUAGACGCCAACAAAUUCUGAGCUCCUGGUCUGUUUGUCAAAAGGACCUUUUAUAUUCACAGUAAUUAGAUUAGCUGGUCAGGUGGUACACCCCUGUGGCUUUUUAUUGUUUGGAGGCGGUAUUACUUUUACACUCACUAGAUUUUAAAUUUUGGGGGCGUUUUUACAUUAAAGCUUAGAAAGUGAAUAUGCUGACAUCAUUGACAUUCAUAGAUAGCCAAGCUUUGGACUGGAAGGAAAGUCAGAAAGGCAUCUUCUAAACUGAAACAGAAACAUACACACAUGGAGAGGCUUUUGUUCAAACCAUUUGUUCUCUAAUGCAAAUUUUAUCAGGGAAUCGAAGCUAGUUGAAGAAUUUAUCUUUUAUCAAGAAGCAGAAACAGUCAACCUAUUUUUCUUUCCUCUUCAUAAGAUUGUAAUUUAAAAGAUAAUUUAUGAUUGGUGCAGCUCUCGUCUCCCUUUGCUAUUCACCUUUAUAUUUCCCUCACAAAAUAAUUUAUUUUGUCUUGCCAUCAGUGAAGAGGAGGGGCAAGUAGCCACUGACUGGUCAAGCCAGUUCACAAAGCUCCUAUUUUCUUUUGCCUUAAAGUAAAGCAAGAACAUUAACAAUUCUCCUUUUGUCUUCCUCCCUGUGAACAAUUCUGUUCAUUACUAUUGUACAGAUGGGACUGGGAACCAUACCUGCCCACUUGGAUCAUGAGUGCAAAAUUGAGAUAGGACUUUUUUAAAAUUAUUCUUUCAUGGAUGUGGGCGUUGCUGGCAAGACCAGCAUUUGUUGCUCAUCCCUAAUUGCCCUCAAGAAAUAUAGCAUAGGUAUAGCACUUUCUUGUGUUUAUAAUGAGGGUGAAUUAUUUUCUCCUCAAUCAUGCAUGCUUUGAAUCAUGUAGAACUUGCAAAUGCUAGCAGCUGGAAUAACGAAGAAGGGAUUAAAUUUAGUCCUCUGAUGGUCUCUUAUCAACUAUGUCUAUGGGGAAUCAGCCUGCAUUCCUUAAUGCUAUGCUACGAGGGCCUCUUAUCCCCCAUUAACACUUAUAUUUCUUCAUCCAAACGUUCCUUUACCUCAGUGACAUGAGCCUGCAUGGCAGUGAUAUUGUUCUUUAAUGCCCCUCUGCAGGCACUUUUGGUUCAGCUGGUUAUGUUAAGCUGAAACCUUGGUUGCAUUGUAACUCUAACCAACGUAUAUAGAAGAGGAAACAGCGCCUUCCUGUUCAGAUCUGAAAUUUAGUCUGCUUUUACAGUUUCCAGGUGAAAUGAAUGAAGGCUUUUUCAAAUAAAUCAGUGUUCCCACUGAUGCUCAACCCUACUUCCUUAGAUGCUAGAGUUCAAUUUCCUCAAACAGUGAAAAAAAACUAUUCUUUAAUGUCCAAAUGUCUAGAAGCAAUGAUUCAGAAAAGGUGAGCAGCUAUUAAGGAGGGAGAAAAUUGUAAAUAUUCCACUUUUCUAAAUAAUACAUUCAGGCCCUGACUGUCCGCUCAGCAGAGAGCUCUCUUGGUGAACUGGCCAACAUUCCUCUCCCCACCAGUUCCAUCAGAUAUAAAUUAACAGGUUGACCUUUCAGUCAUUAGUUGUUUAUGGAAUCUUGUAUGUGCAAAUUAGCUGCUGUAUAUCCCUACAUUAAUUGCAAUUCAACAGCAACUCAUUGAUUGUAAAGUACUUUGGAAUGUCUUGAGGAUGUAAUGAGGUGCUACGCAAAUACAAUUUUUUUUCUAGUAAAUAUAUUAGGCGUGGAGGAGUUCAACACAAUAGAAUCUCCCAAAGCUUCUGGCUGGAGAAGGAGAGAGAAGAAACUAUGACUUAUUGCUGUUAGCCAGCUUUAAGGUAGACUUGAUGCAUUUACCCAUCCAUCGCAAGUGGCAGUUUCUUUCUUUUCCUUCAGCAUUUGAACCUUUAAGGCCUUCAGUGGCCUCUCCUACCCUAGAGAUUUGUCCCUUGCCCAUGCUAACAUUUUAUCAAUUCUAAUUUAUUUCUUAAAAUUCAAGUACUUUUUAAAUAUUCAACUAAUCAGAAAGUUGUUUUAUCCAAUAUUGUUGGGCUUCUGUUAGAGAUUAGGUAGGGCCAAUAUUUGACCUAACUGGCUGUUGCAAGUAGCUGAAAUUAGCCACAAUGUAAGUUUGCAAGACAGAAUGACUUUGUGAACCUCACUUUUUGGCUGUACUUCAAAACCUUUUGAUGGACAACUCGGCUGCUGAUGUUAUUUUUCCUUUCUUCUCUUCCUCCUCCAAGCCCCCGCAUACACAACCAAUGAGACUUGUUUUCAUUUAACACCUGGUCUAUUGACAAUAGGAUUGUUUUAUCCCUUCAGGACCUGACCUCAACACUUCGACGGUUAUAUUCUGUGUAGGCCAAUAAAAGUGACAUGUUACCUUGAAUUAGUUGGCGUUUUCCAUUUGGGGUUAGUGGUUAACCCAGGUUUUAACAGAAUUUUCUAGAAAAGAUAAUCAACCUAUUCAACUUCCUAUCUCACUUGUUACUUAUAUGUAUAUAUAAAAUAAGCAAAAGUUAUGCCAUUACCAAAUGGUUUGUAGCUUCAAAAGCACUAUUAAACAUUUCAUAAAAUUUUAUAUGAAGAAUGCACUGUGCAACUUGUUUCUCUUUAGAACAAGUGUCACAUUUUGCCCUUCCAGUUAGUCACUUUUGCAUCCUGUUCCAGUUUCAGAAGGGGAGAGGGUUUGAUUUUGCUGCACCCCUUUCUAAACAAAACCCACAGGUCACCUUCAAAGCAAGAGUUGAGAAUUGUAAUUGUUAGUCGAGUAGAGUAUUCCAUCAGAUAUUUUUUAAAAUGCAUUGCAGAGAGAGAUUGUUAAAGUUAAAAAUGUAAAUACUUUAAUCUCCUUGGGAGCCCGGUCUUCGCUAACAAAUUUUAAAUAUUCUAAUUAGCUGUAGCAAUCAAAUAAAUCAGAGAAGAUUUUUUUAAUUGCUAACUUGGAUCGAACCUUGAAAUCAGAGCAUUGAAGAGUUGCAGACACAGAACUUUGAACUAUUAAUUUUUUUGUGUGUGUUUUGUUUUUUGUGUGCAAACUAUUUUGGGAGUCAGUAAGUUCUACUUUAGAAAAACUUUUUUAACACACAAAGAAGAACACGCAGCCUGUUGUGUAUUGUAAAGUGUUUUAAACAGCAAAUGUUUGAGGUGAAAAUGUUUAUGUUGCCAGGUGCAUUGUUUGCAUAAUGUGUAGAAGCAGUGAUUUCUCUUUUCUACUGAGAGGGCUGCUAUAGAAAAUUCUGCAGGGAUAAUAGUUUCCUGUAGUUAUAUGAUGUGACAUAGGUGAUUGCACGGCUGAGAAGUUAGUAACUAUUUUAAUAACUGAUAUGGAAGUCUAGCACCUUGCUGUAACACAUCAUAAAUAUACAGCAGGUUCAUCAUGUGAGUAGAGAAAAGACGAAUUAGGGGUUCUGAAAAAGACGUAACAUGCCUUUGUUUCCAGAUGCUGAUGGGCUUGCUGAGUAGUUCCAUCAUCAUCUGUUUUUGUUUCAGAUUUUCAUCAUAUGCUGUUUGUAAUGCUCCCACACAAAAAUCGCCCUCAUCUUCAUCUGAUUGUUGAACAGGAUAGCCCCACUUGAAGGUAGACUUAAAUUAACGUGAGAUGCAGUAAAGGAAAACCUAGCGAUGUGAUUAAAUUCUAGUGAUAGCACUGCAAAGAGACUGAAAGAUAACUUUCUAUGAACACUGCAUUUUACUGAAGUGCCCACACAAUCCCACCUUAUGUGCACAACUGAAAAUGUGCAUGCAAUGUCUUUUGGAUGAUAGCUAUCUUCAUUUUAUACAAUCACUGAGUUUAGUCAAAUGGCUGUUUGUUGGGGGGGUGGGGGAGGAAAAACAUUCUGGACCCCACCUCAACUUGUGCAUUUAAUUGGUCUGGUAAUCUUUUUAUAAAAAAGUGAUUAAUCAGUACAAAUGUUGGGCCUGUCCUUGAACUACUAUCUUGGGAAACCCAGAAAGAGGAGAAUUCAAUGAUGAAAAAAAAAGCUUUCUUUUUUGGAAAAGGAGUGGGGUAUUUUGGAAAAUUAUUGGCAUAGCUUUCCAAUCCUUUCUAAGAUGUACUGCAUUGCAAAAAAACAAAGGAAAUAAGUAAGUCACUGGCAUCUUAAGGAUCAAGGUGACUUAAUCUUCCAGAAUCCCAAAAUGGAAUUGGAUUUUACCAUUGUUUUAAGGAUUACAUUCCACAAUUGUGUCCUGUUUUAGGGUAAAGCUGGACUUAUGUACAUGGGGCCUGCUAGUCCAGUGAUGAUGGCAAAGAUGCUAAAUCCUUCCCAAUUGCUGCUCUCCAGAAGAGUCCCGCGCUCCCAUCUCUUAAUACGCCCUAUCUUAACAGAUGCGUACAGCAGAAAACUUGUACUUGAAACCUUGGGACCAGCUGCUCACUAGUCUUUUCCUGAUGUAUCAUUUCCUUGAUCCCUGAAUGUGUGUUGAUCCUGAACCGUGAGCUGUGAAAACGCACAACAAGGCAUCAUAUAAGCCAAUGGCUGAUUUUUCUGUAAAGUCUUCACCUACUGCUUCCAGAAUGUUCUUCCUGUAUUCUUACUUCCAUGUGCAUAAAAUUAGUAGUUUGUUAAUAUGUAUAAUUUAGCAUCGAUUGCACUGGUAUGUAAAUAUUGAGUAAGUAUUGUAAACCGUUUCACUGCGAGGGGGAGUGUUGAGGGGGUAACAUUUAGGAUUGCACUUUUUCGUAUAAUUUUUGUAUUGUAAAAUAACAGCUAAUUUAAUGGUUGAAAUUUGAAUUGAAAUGAAAAUAAUGGAGGACUUCAAAAUGGGGGAAAAGGCCUGUAAUACACAUGUAAAUAAAGGAUGAAAUUUCACUGAAAUAAAACUAGUUCCAAUUGUGA
Molecule: messenger RNA, 11593 nt
Organism: Carcharodon carcharias (great white shark)
Lineage: Eukaryota; Metazoa; Chordata; Chondrichthyes; Lamniformes; Lamnidae
Gene: atrn
Product: attractin
Exons: 29
Coding region: 79-4206 (1375 amino acids)
Cellular component (GO): Golgi apparatus
Molecular function (GO): protein binding
Source: RefSeq, a predicted model, not a curated record